AUGCUGCAAUAUAUUUUUAAAUAAAACGUCAACAGUAAGCAAAUCAACCAAUCACAGGUCAACAUUCUUUCAAAUGUAGCUUACGUUCCGGAUAUUGUUGGCUCGUGAUUGGUUGAUUUGCUUGCUGUUUAUUGCUGCUUUUUUGCACUAAGCCGCCAUUAACAAUAUAUUUAUGAACUAUGUAUUCGUUUUAUGCAAAGUCGAAUUCUGACAUGUAAUAAUCACGUGUAAUAAUUAGUUCGAGCAGUUUUUUAAUCAUUUUGCACGUGUCGAGAGGAAAUUUCUUAUAAGAUCAAUAAAUCAUUCGUGUAUCCACUCUCUGCCUGAUACGACAAAUAAACAUCGUAACAAUGUCAGUCUCGUGAUAAAGUAGCUUUUGAAGCUGCAUUAUCAAUUAUAAUAAAUCUUGCGAGAGAGAGAGAUAGAGAAAAAGAGAGAAGUAACUAAGCGCGGCAUAUCAUCACGAGAUUCGAUUCGAAUCGCUUGUAUGUAUAUCUCUCCGAAAUGAGUAAUGAGAAUAUCAAAUACACAGUUCUGGUGACCGGUUUUGGUCCUUUCGACCAAUAUAAAAAAAAUCCUAGUUGGGAGGCAGUGAAAGACUUGCUGAGCCUAUGGAAGAAAUACGAAGAAUUUCCAAAUUUUCAAUUAGUCACCGUACAAAUUCCGGUCUCGUACGAGUGCGUAUCCACUUACAUUCCUCAGCUCUGGCAACAAUACAAUCCCAUAAUUGUUCUACACGUAGGGGUGUCGAGCAAAGCUGAGUGUUUGACAAUCGAACGUUGUGCUCACAGCACUGGCUACAAAAGAAUGGAUGUAGAUGGCAAGUGUCCUGAUGAAACCUAUACAGAAUGUUGCGUCUUGGCAACGCAGAUAAAUGUCGAAGAACUUUGUCAUAUAAAUAAAGAUCUUGCACACGAAUAUAUAGCCUGUUUUUCAGACGAUGCCGGUAGAUAUCUGUGCGAAUACAUAUACUAUAAAUCUCUCUCUAUUAAUCAAGCAAAGACUUUAUUUGUGCAUGUUCCGGAUCUUUGCAAAUCUUCAAGCAUGCACACUGCAAAUGACUUAUACAAGAUGUUGAGUUAUUUAAUAAAAACUUUGAAACAUAGUUAGAAUUUUAUUUUUUGUGCGCAGCAGAUAUAUGCUCGAGAAUUUGCAAAGUACAAUAAUAUUCAAACACUUGUACAACACUGCGCGAUUGAUAUAUUAUUUACAUGUAAAUACCUGUAAAACUAAAUUUUUAUAAUUCCGUAGUAUGUAAUGCUAAUGAUAUGCAUUGUGUGAAGAUUUUUACGUGUAUCAUAUUUGGGAAUGUACAAAUACAAAAUGUGAUUUA
Molecule: messenger RNA, 1333 nt
Organism: Pseudomyrmex gracilis
Lineage: Eukaryota; Metazoa; Arthropoda; Insecta; Hymenoptera; Formicidae
Product: pyroglutamyl-peptidase 1
Exons: 2
Coding region: 505-1110 (201 amino acids)
Biological process (GO): proteolysis
Cellular component (GO): cytosol
Molecular function (GO): pyroglutamyl-peptidase activity
Source: RefSeq, a predicted model, not a curated record